Molecule: messenger RNA, 207 nt
Organism: Blastomyces gilchristii SLH14081
Lineage: Eukaryota; Fungi; Ascomycota; Eurotiomycetes; Onygenales; Ajellomycetaceae
Exons: 1
Coding region: 1-207 (68 amino acids)
Source: RefSeq, a predicted model, not a curated record
AUGCUUAAGAAGACAUUAACUUUUGAACUCUUACAGACUCUUAUAAGUGUAGAUGAAGAUCAGACUUAUAAAGAUUUCUGUAUACAACUUCAGACAUUAAAUGACUAUCUUAUCAAGCUCAAGAGUAUGCAGAACAGUGAUAGAAGAUAUUACACUUAUACACCUGCACUGAGAAAUGACAACAAUGAUGCAGAUGUCAUGAAUUGA